Messenger RNA from Selaginella moellendorffii, 1110 nucleotides. Its product is annotated as pentatricopeptide repeat-containing protein At2g45350, chloroplastic-like. The record is from RefSeq and is a predicted model, not a curated record. The transcript has a single exon. Gene Ontology annotation, molecular function: protein binding; RNA binding. Gene Ontology annotation, biological process: RNA modification. Lineage: Eukaryota; Viridiplantae; Streptophyta; Lycopodiopsida; Selaginellales; Selaginellaceae. The coding region runs from base 1 to 1110 and encodes 369 amino acids.
AUGGUGUUCGAUUCCAUUCCACGCCCAGAUGCCGUGUCGUGGACAAUCCUGUCCAGGGCAUAUUCCCUGUCCGGGCAUCUUGAGGGCGCGACAGAGGUGUUUGCAAAGAUGCCGCGUCACGAUUCCGGAGCUUGCACGGGCAUCAUUGGCGCAUUCUUGCAGUACGGCAUAUACGGCAAAGCCCAUGGCAUCUUCUCCGAGAUGCCACACCGCAGCAUCACGUCCUGGAAUGCCGUUUUAGUGGCGGCAUGCUCGGGUUAUGGAGAUUCCAGGGCAGUUUUUACCAGGAUGCCAAUGUGGAAUCUGUCAAGCAAGACCGCAAUGCUCCAGGCGCUUGCCCAGAGCGGCUGCUUGGACGAGGCCGAGAAGAUUUUCCAUUCCAUGGCUUCUUCCACUGUGAAUGUGGAUAUGGUGUGCUGGACUUCAAUGAUAAUCGCCUAUUCCAUCCAUGGUUCCAUUGAUAGAGCGAGAGACAUCUUCGAUCUAAUGCCAAGGCGCGAUUGCGUGUGCUGGAACGCAAUGGUUGGAGCAUAUGCCCAAAACGGGCAUCUCGCACUCGCUCAAGAAGCCCUGGAGAAGAUGCCCGAGAGGGAGGCAAUGUCGUGGACGGCGACGAUUGCCGCACACGCGCAGAGGGGCUACGUGGCAGAAUCUUGUCGGCUGUUCGAUCUGGCUGUCCAGAAGGGAGGUGGAGACGAUGCAGUGCUGUGGACGGCCCUGAUUGCGUCCUACGCUCUCAACGGCUGUGCCAGGGCGACCGUCGAUACGCUCAGGGCAAUGCUCCACCACGGCAUCCCAGCCGACCACGUGGUCUUCAACAGCCUUCUCUUUAGCUGUGGCCAUAGCGGGCUGGUAGCAUUGGCGCGGGAGAGCUUUGUGUCCAUGAGACACGAUCACUCGCUGGAGCCAGGGCUCGAUCACUACACGCGAAUGCUGGGGAUUCUUGCGCGUGCUGGGCAAAUCGAAGAAGCACUAGAUCUCCUCCAAGCAAUGCCCUACCGCCCAAACGAUGUAACGUGGACUACAUUCUUGAGCGCGUGUGGGGCGGGUCAGUUGGAUCCAGCGAGCUCCAUUCACUAUGUGUUGCUUACCAAUAGCAUUGCGCCCUAA